Scomber scombrus (Atlantic mackerel) is the source of this 1482-nucleotide messenger RNA. Its product is annotated as solute carrier family 2, facilitated glucose transporter member 1-like. Gene Ontology annotation, cellular component: apical plasma membrane; basolateral plasma membrane. The transcript is spliced from 10 exons. The record is from RefSeq and is a predicted model, not a curated record. Lineage: Eukaryota; Metazoa; Chordata; Actinopteri; Scombriformes; Scombridae. Bases 1 to 1482 code for a protein of 493 amino acids. Gene Ontology annotation, biological process: monosaccharide transmembrane transport; response to insulin. Gene Ontology annotation, molecular function: hexose transmembrane transporter activity.
AUGGAGUGCAGCGGCAAGGUGACGCCCCAGCUGAUGAUGGCUGUGGGAACUGCUGUAAUUGGCUCUCUCCAGUUUGGUUACAACACUGGUGUCAUCAAUGCUCCUCAGAAUAUAAUUGAAAGCUUCUACAAUGAGACCUGGACCAGCAGGUUUUCAGAGCCUAUCUCUCAGACCACUUUAACAGCGCUGUGGUCAAUCUCUGUAGCCAUUUUCUCUGUGGGAGGAAUGUUCGGCUCCUUCUCUGUUGGCCUCUUUGUUAACCGCUUCGGCAGGAGGAACUCCAUGCUCAUGACCAAUGUGCUCGCCUUUACUGCUGCUGCAUUUAUGGGCUUCUCCAAGCUGGCUGCUUCCUGGGAGAUGCUCAUCAUUGGACGCUUCAUAGUGGGUCUCUACUCAGGCCUGUCCACUGGCUUUGUGCCAAUGUAUGUUGAGGAAAUCUCACCCACAUCUAUCCGUGGAGCAUUGGGUACUCUGCAUCAGCUUGGCGUAGUGACGGGCAUUCUCAUGGCACAGAUUUUUGGGAUUGAAUCCAUCAUGGGGAAUGCCUCCCUGUGGCCCCUCCUGUUAGGUUUCACUCUACUGCCAGCUGUUGUACAGUGUGUCCUGCUGCCCUUCUGUCCUGAAAGCCCUCGAUACCUCCUCAUCAAUUGCAAUGAGGAGAGCAAAGCACUUAGCGUGUUAAUAAAGCUGCGAGGCACUGAAAAUGUAAAUGAGGACAUGCAGGAGAUGAGAGAGGAGAGCCAGAAGAUGAUGAGUGAGAAGAAAGUGACCAUACCUGAGCUGUUCCGCUCUCCCAUCUACCGCCAGCCCAUCUUUGUCGCCAUCAUGAUGCAGCUCUCACAGCAGCUGUCUGGAAUCAAUGCAGUGUUUUACUACUCCACUGGGAUAUUUGCAAGAGCAGGUGUUUCCCAGCCUGUCUAUGCAACAAUUGGAGCAGGAGUGGUUAACACUGCCUUCACUGUAGUUUCUUUGUUUAUCGUGGAGCGUGUGGGUAGAAGACCACUCCAGCUCAUUGGAUUGAUGGGAAUGGCAUUUUCAGCAGUUCUUCUAACUGUAGCCAUGGCAUUAUUGGACCAGCUCAGGUGGAUGUCUUAUAUCAGCAUUGUGGCCAUCUUCAGUUUUGUGGCCUUCUUUGAAAUUGGCCCCGGCCCCAUUCCCUGGUUCAUUGUGGCCGAGCUCUUUAGCCAAGGGCCCCGGCCUGCAGCCGUUGCAGUUGCUGGCUUCUCCAAUUGGUCUGCCAACUUCUUAGUGGGCAUUGGGUUCCAGUAUGUUGAGCAACUGUGUGGCCCCUAUGUCUUCAUCAUCUUCACCAUCCUGCUUCUGGGCUUUUUCAUCUUUACCUACUUCAAGGUGCCAGAGACAAAGGGUCGCACCUUUGACGAGAUCGCAGUGGGCUUCCGCCAGUCUGCUUCUCAUGGUGCUGACAAGUACUCAGCCCCUGAAGAGUUCAACAUCCUCAGGGGGCAUGAUCUCAACCUUUGA